Messenger RNA from Miniopterus natalensis, 1459 nucleotides. The record is from RefSeq and is a predicted model, not a curated record. NCBI's taxonomy places the organism in Eukaryota, Metazoa, Chordata, Mammalia, Chiroptera, Miniopteridae.
AUCAUGCCCAGGCAUGCUGGUUCAUAGAUUUUGAGGGUAUUACCUCCUGGAAUUUGUAUUAUAAACAAGUUUCUUAGGAAUUACGAAGGUUGAGAACCUCAGAUGUGUACCAGUGGUUCUCAGACGAACCGAGAGGGGGCAUGUCAGUCACCUGGAGAACUUGUUAGAAAUAACAACAUUCUUUCUGAAAGACUGAAUUUGUAAAUUUGAUUUCAAAAUUCAUUUAGAGGGAAAAAGUUGACUAUAUUGAACAUGUUUUAUAGUGGGCUCCUAUAAUUAUUUCUGCAAAUAUAAACCUGUUUUGGUGGUUUCACGUAAGAAAUUCAUGCUGUGGUGGGAGAGAAUCUGGUUCUUAAAAAGCUCUAGAAAGUUUUUCUAUUUGGCUUAAAAGAGGUUAAUUUUCCUACAUGCACUCAAAGUAAUUUAAUAUGUUGAAAUCUCCCUUCUCUGCAGAAGCCUCUGCAGCUGUGGAGAAAAAGCAGAAACCUCUUCCCAGAGUUAACAUCCAUUCUGGAUUCUGGAUAUUGGCAUCCAUUGUGGUGACCUAUUACAUUGAUUUCUUUAAAACUAUUAAAGAAAACUUUCACACUAGCAGCUGGUUUCUCUUCGGCGGCGCCUUGCUGCUGGUCAGCGUGUGCAUUGCUUUUUACUGCAUCCUCUAUCUGGAGUGGUACCGUGGGAUUGGAGACUAUGAUGUUAAGUAUCCAGCCUUGAUACCCGUUACAACCGCCGCUUUUAUCCUAGCGGGAAUUUGCUUCAACGUCGCCUUGUGGCCCGUGUGGUCCUUCUUCACCCCGCUGCUGCUGUUUACCCAGUUCAUGGGGGUCGUGAUGUUCAUCUCGCUCCUUGGAUGAUUCCGAGAGACCUGAAGAUAUGAAGUGAACAAUUAAACAUCCAGGCAACCGACAGCAUCCCAAACGUGGAAAGGCUACAGUGUAUCUUAGCAUCUCAAAGUGAGUGGUUUUCUGGGGAAAAUUGUAACUUCAUUGAUCUGUGGUUGAAAUCAGAAUAAAUUACAUUUCACUUGCAUACUCUUAAACUCAGAUGAUGAUUAAAUUUUUCAGAUUCAGAACAGGAGUAUUCUCUUCAAAAUAGAAAUAACUAAUUCUCAAUGUUAAUCUGUUUGAAUCACUGGAGAAAGUAUUGGUGUAAAAGUUUAAAUGAAGUUUCCUUAUAGGUGCGUGAUGCACUCCCAGUAUUGUCCACUCUCCGCUGUGUGAGGCGGCUGGACGUGGACCUGUGCCUUUGACCCAGGGUUAGUGGUUACCACAGAUCUCACUGUUGUCAUGCUUUCGCUAGGUGACAGGACCAAGUGGACGCAUUUUUGCAUUCCUACUGUCUUGGAUUUUAUCAUUAUGUAAAUUAUUGUGUUUCUAGCAUGUUUAACAUGAACUUUUAAUGACUUUUCAGUAUGUAUAUUUUUUUCCUUAACAUUUGAAUAAAAUAUUUUUAUAACUUU